Platichthys flesus (European flounder) is the source of this 4551-nucleotide messenger RNA. RefSeq names its product solute carrier organic anion transporter family member 1C1-like. Gene Ontology annotation, molecular function: protein binding. The transcript is spliced from 12 exons. Gene Ontology annotation, cellular component: membrane. The coding region runs from base 163 to 2391 and encodes 742 amino acids. Gene Ontology annotation, biological process: sodium-independent organic anion transport; transmembrane transport. Lineage: Eukaryota; Metazoa; Chordata; Actinopteri; Pleuronectiformes; Pleuronectidae. The record is from RefSeq and is a predicted model, not a curated record.
UUGGAAUCACAUCCUUACCCAGAGUCAGAGCUCAGAAUUAGAUCCAUGCCAUUGUGUGUUGCAUUUAAAAAAAAUGAAUUCUCAUUCUUCCUUUUUGUCUCCUAGUUGUUUAUUGUGGCGCUGUCCUUCGCCUAUUUCUCCAAGGCCCUGACAGGGACCUACAUGAAGAGCUCCAUCACUCAGAUCGAGAGACGCUUCGACCUCUCCAGCACGCACAUCGGACUCAUCGAUGGCAGUUUUGAGAUGGGCAACCUGCUGUUCCUCGCUGUGGUCAGCCAUUUUGGUGCCAAGCUGCAUCGGCCCAGACUCAUUGCCAUGGGCUGUGUGCUCAUGGCGGUGGGGGCCUUUCUCACCGGCCUGACCCACUUCUUCAUGGGCAGCUACAAGUAUGACACGGUCAUAAAGCUUUUCCAGAACGACAGUGUAAACAUCGCUGCCUGUGUGGGUCCACUGGAAGAACCUGAAAUUCUAGUAGAACCUUCUUUAGCGGACAAGACAGCCUGUGUGAGGGAGUCGGGCUCCCACAUGUGGAUCUACGUGUUCCUGGGGAACGCUCUGCGGGGCAUUGGAGAAACCCCGGUCACACCUCUUGGCAUCUCCUACAUCGAUGACUUUGCUAAAGCUGAAAACUCUCCAUUCUACAUCGCAUGUCUCCAGACCAUUACUCUCCUGGGCCCCAUGUUCGGUUUCCUCCUGGGCUCCUACUGUGCCAGACUGUAUGUUGACAUUGGAUUUGUUGAUAUGGACAGUGUGACCAUCACUCCUCAAGACGCCCGCUGGGUCGGCGCCUGGUGGAUGGGCUUCAUGGUGUCCUCCGCUCUCCUGCUCGUCUCCAGCGUCCCCUUCUGGUUCCUGCCCCGUUCUCUGCCCGAGCAGGAGGGAGAUGAGGGCCAGCCGGCCAGCUCAACCCCGGCUGGGACAGAUGUCGCGCUCAACAACAACAACAACAACAACCACCACAACCUCAAGUUGACCGAAAUCGCCAAAGGGUUCGUUCCGUCGCUGAAGCGCCUGUUGGGAACUCCUGCUUACUUCUUGCUGCUUUGUGGCAGCGUCCUGAAGUUCAACUCCUUCAUCGGCCUCUUCACCUUCAAAGCCAAAUACAUGGAGCAACAGUUCGGACAGUCUGCAUCCAGGGCCAACUUUCUCAUAGGUGUGUUGAACCUGCCCGUGGUGGCCGUGGGGAUCUUCCUGGGAGGACUGCUGAUGAAGCGCUACAAACUGAGCGUGGUGGCGGGGGCUCAGCUCUCCUUCGCCACCUCCUUCAUGGCCUACCUCCUCCUGCUGCUACAGUUCGGCACCAAGUGUGACAACAUUCCCGUGGCUGGGCUCACCAUUUCAUACAACGGGUCAGACAUGAACUUGUGGAAUGAUAAAGACAACUUCAGGACGCAGAGUGUCUCACACGACAGAGAGAUGCUCUCCUCAGAUUGUAACAGAGACUGCUCGUGUUCGGCAGAGGAGUGGGAUCCUGUGUGCUCAGACAGCGGCAUCACCUACAUCUCUCCGUGUUUGGCUGGCUGCCUCGGCUCCAGUGGAUACGGCAAAAACACAGUUUUUCAGAACUGCAGUUGUGUGUCCGCCUCCUUCCCAGCAGGCAGCAGUACGUCGGUGAAGCUGGGUCGGUGUCCCCAUGCCAAGGACUGCAGCCGCAGCUUCAUCUCCUACAUGGCCGUGUCUGUGCUCAGCUCCUUCAUCAACUCUCUGGGAGCAACACCCGGCUACAUGGUCAUCAUACGAUGCAUCACACCAGAGCUCAAAUCACUUGCUCUGGGUAUUCAAACCUUGGCAACCAGGACUCUUGGUGGAAUUCCUGCACCGAUGUAUUUUGGGGCCCUGAUUGAUUCUACAUGCCUGAAGUGGUCGAUCAAGAAGUGCGGGGGCAGAGGAGCCUGCCGCAUUUAUGACUCUAACAUGUACAGGGUCAUCUUCCUGGGUCUGAUCACUUGUCUCAGUGGCUCCUCAUACAUAUUCAUCAUCGCCGUCAUCAUCCUCCUCAGAAGACAGUUUCGAAAGCCAGAGCGGGAAAUAGAGAGACAGCAAUCGAAAGGGAAGGAAAUCGAACUUAAGACCUCAUCAAGCGCCACUGAGGACCAGCUCACCGCUCCCAAAUGUCACAUCCCAAGAGUUUUGGUGAGGAUGGCGUCAGAGCUGGAAGAGGGAGGGGACGUUCAAAGAACAGAGAGGCUCGCCAAAGAUGGCGGACAGCAAGAGUUCCUCUGCCUGACAGAGGCCACAGUUGAACCCUCUCCUUCUCCUGCUAAUGGAGCAAUGUUAGGGCCUCAGUCCGAGGAGGAGGAAAGCGAGCAGAAAGACGAGGUCUCCACGGAGUCAAAUAUACAAGUUGAUAAAGAGAGCGCAGAGGACAAGGACGAGACACAACAUGGAUAAGAAGCUGAUGGACCACAAGGAUAAGGUGUUCACCAUCAACUGCAUAUGAAAAUGGACGUAGACUCAAGGUACAGAGAGUAAGCCAGCGUGGAAGUCCAGCAUUCUCUCGACUCCACUGGUUGCAAAUAUAAGUCUAUGAGAUAAUGACGUCUCACUUGAUUUGUAACGUCAUUAAACAUUUUCAUAUGGACUUUCUGAUCACAUUCUCUACUUUCAAGUCUUCUUCGACACAGCGUCAUGUUCAUUUUGUAAAUGAUGGUCCCAUUUAGAGUAGACAAUAUAGGACAAUCGGCAUCGGGGCCUGGAUACCAUGUGAUUGAAAGCUCCUAGCGUCCAAUAGGUAAAGGUUGCAGUUGUAGGUGGGCGUGCAGUGUCAAACUUGGCCUCGGCUCUUCAUCGUAAAAUUCCAACAAAAUAAGAUGGAAUGUAUACUUUUUUUCAAGUUCCUUCAUAUCAAGUGUAAGUAAGUAAUUUGUUAAAAGAUGGAAUAGAGCGACAGGAUACAAAUAAAUCUAAUAAUAUAAGAUAAAUGAUACAAACAUAUUGAGAGAGAUGGCAAAAGGUUGUUUGUCUAAUGUCUUUCACUUGUUGCAGGUGGCAUUUAAAAUUAUGUUUAUAUACAUAGAAUAGAGGAUCGCUUUCUUCCAACCAGUUCUGUUACUGAAUACACAUGACUUGUACAAGCUUUCAAAAUACAGUCUCACAAAUGUUAUUCUGGAGGGUUAUGGCACAACUUGAAAUAAUGAAACAUACCACCAGCAACUCUGACCAAAGAGUUUAUCAUAUCCAUGCGUUUCAUUAACGACUGGAAUCUAUUUCCAUUCUGUACUGAACAGACCAAUCCCCUUUACAGACACUGACCACAUGUCUGUUAAUCAAAUCACUGCUAACAUUUGAUCCCUCUUAUGUCCAAAGCUCGAGGAACAGAAAUUCAGCAUCAACGAAUGUGACAAUGUAAACAGAGGCAAUGCUGCCUUGUAAAUGGAGGAGCGUGAAACUAAUAGGGCAGGAGCUGUUCCUCGUGAAGACUCAUUCAGACCAGACUUAUACUUUGUCCUCUGUGGUAAAAAUGGUUUUCUCUCUCUGACAUGAGGCAGUAAAUUAAAGAGUGAUGCAAAAUCUGUUAGUAAAAUAAAUCAAGGCAUGUGACACAGGAUUGAUUUUCCCUUGACUAUAACUUACAGAAAUAGCCUUUUGAGUCCUUUACGUGCCUACGACGGCCUAGUUGUUCACAUCGCCCACUGUAUUAUUUCUCUUUUCCUUUUUCUUUCCACCUUGUCCGACUUGUUAUUCCAAAUUUCUGCACAUUAGCAUUUCUAAAGAUCCUCCUCUUCUUCGCAUCCAAGGAGGUUAAAUAUUUAAUGGGUUUAUAAUAUAUUUUGCCCUGGCAAUUACUGCAUUACUGCAAUGACAUAUUAAGUAUUGUUUGUUAAAUGUCCAUCAGUCGAAAUCUGGUUUGAAAAGACAAAUAUGAGUCUUAGCCAUAGGGGUCUUAACAAAGGUUGGAUUAUUAAGUGUAUCCUUGACUCUGUAUAUGUAAAAGUAAUAGUUGUGUGAUGCUUUAAAUUGCUGCAGACGUCCUUGUGGAGCUUCCAGGAAACACAGGGAGGUGUUGGUUGGACCUUGGUGGUUUUGGGGGUGUUACACAUCCAUUAGGACUGCACUGCAUCUGUUAGCUCAAAGCUGUGGUGAAAACCACCUGCACUUACUAGCAGCCUGUGGUGGCAUUUCCCCCAGGGCGCCAGUGGGAUGAUCUCGAUGGACACAAAUCAUCACGACAUUAAGAAGCAUGGAUUGUUAUGUUAUGAAAGCUACAGUCAUAGUCAUCAAUUUGACAAUUUAAACAGUUCAUCUUCUAUUCACUCCAACCAAAUCCGGGUUUCUGUUGAGAACACAUCAUAUACCAUAUAACAGAGGGUAUUUCUAGCUACACUCAGACUGUAAACAACAGAUAAAGCACCAAACAACCUACUAUCUUCCCAUAAGUGAAGCCAAAGCAUCUUGAUCAGUCCCUGGUGGCUGGUUACAGUAUAGCUCAUAAAUCCUGCAUCCUGCACAAUGUAAUAAUAAAUAUAUAUUAAAAAUGAUAAUUAAUGUUAUGGGGAAAUAUUCAACACUUGAAAUCAAGUUUUCAGGGAAACAAUCGCAAAGAGACGUGUU